Guyanagaster necrorhizus is the source of this 1384-nucleotide messenger RNA. RefSeq lists its product as uncharacterized. The transcript is spliced from 13 exons. Lineage: Eukaryota; Fungi; Basidiomycota; Agaricomycetes; Agaricales; Physalacriaceae. The record is from RefSeq and is a predicted model, not a curated record. Bases 156 to 1235 code for a protein of 359 amino acids.
GGUUGCUGAAACUGAAGUUUUGAACUUGAGUAUUGUUGACCCCCGGAUCGAUCUUCGUCUCUUCUCACCGCAUACGUAUUCUAACCAUUCCAUAUACCACACCACAGCCUUCAUGCCGAGACAGGAAGUGGAGGAGGCUCGGGCGGUGCGGCGGUAUGCCUGCCUCUCACACAGCAACCAUGACUUGGAUGACCAACGAUGCUAACGACUCCUCGGAUGAUUCUCUGAUCCUUGUCGUACAUAUCUAUGAUGCAUUGUCUUUCCUUGGAUUUUUGCUCCUCCUUGCAGUACUGCUCCCGGCGGCUCUUUCCAAGCAAAUAAAGCGCAGGCGAACAUGGUACAGUCUGAUAAUAUCUUGGAUGGUUUUCGCGUUCUCGUACCUAUGCCUCGUGAACGACCAUUUCGGCGACGAACCCCAUUUUGGAACGUGUCUUUUCCAAACAUUAUUGGUGUAUUCAGCGCCUCCGCUAGUUGCAAGCACGGGGUUCCAUUUCAUUCUAGAUAUAUACUUGGAACUUCGCAAUACAACCAUUGGUGGAUCCAACGUCUCCGUAGUCUGUCGUGAUAUGAUGGUCUUAACGCCUUGGGUUCUCUGGGUCUUGAUGAUCAUGACAACAGCAUUUCUGAUCAAGGAUCCCACUCAAAUAUCCCGGGAAUCAUCUCACAUGUACUGUCACAGCAACACCGUAGCACAACUUGUAGUUACGCUAUGUGUAACGUUCCCCUUGGCUGCCUCCUGCGUUCUCUUCGAAGGGCUAAUGGGUCAUCUACUGUAUCGCAAUUGGACUGUCUUCCGGCGGUACUGCGUCGAUAAAGCCAGCGACAGCCGUAGCGGACGGGUAUCCCUCUCGAUGAUCAUUCGCCUCGUUUGCUUCACGAUGGUCCCACUAGCCGCGCUCGGCCUGGCAUCACUCGUAGCCGCACACCAGACGGAGUCUAACGCCACUUGGAAUAUCCUCCUGGCAUCAUUGCCAAUUUUAGCUGCCUUGUCGUUUGGCACGCAAAAGGAUAUCGUCCGAGCAUGGAUGUUCUGCUUGCCUUCUCGUGGUGAUGCGCCGGGAAAAGAUGACGAGUCUCUGUCCCAUAAGCAGCUUUCUUCCUCCAUCCCUAAUCCGCUACCUUCGCCAAGUCUCGGAGAGGGAUGGUCGAGUCGGCAGUCAAACGUUUCCAAGUACUCUUUGCCUACCUAUCAACACCAAAGCUUGUUGUCUAUCGAAUCCGUGCAAUCCCGCUGAAUGUUCUAGCGCUCACAUUUCGUGGACAGAGAUUUAUAUUGACUUGGAAUAUUUGCAUAAUAUUGAAGUUUUACAUACAGCAAGUGACGGUAUAUUUCAUUCUGGUAGACAGGACUAUAUCUAUACAUUCAUUACAUACGGUGCAGAUC